AUGCUGACGACGACAGGAGAAGUCUUGGCUCCGCUGAAGCACACUGGCUGCGUGCUGCAGGUCAGCGGGAUGCGUAUAUACACAUAUGGGGAAAUGGAGGCAGUCAACGGGACGGACGCUCGUCUCAAGUGCACAUUUCAGAGUUCCUCUCCUAUUAAUCCCAAAACAACUAUCAUCUCGUGGAGCUUUAGACCCCUCAAAAAAGGCAGAGAGGAAUCGGUGUUCCACUACCAGGAACGACCCUAUCCUCCUGUAGAGGGCAUUUUCAGGAAGCAUGUCUCCUGGGCCGGUGACAUCAUGGGCCAAGACGCCUCCAUCAUAAUUAAAGAGGUCAAGUUCACUUACAACGGCACUUACAUCUGCCAGGUCAAGAAUCCGCCGGAUGUCCACGGAUCAGUUGGAGAGAUUCAUCUGCGUGUCGUCUCCACAGCCUCUUUCUCCCAACUUCUACAUCUGGCUUUGGCCAUCGCGGGCGGCAUCACUGCAGUGGUCCUCCUCAUCAUGCUCAUCCUGUACUGCAGGAGGUGCAAGAAACGGAGACAGAGGCAGCCGGAGGGGAGCGAGGAAGCUCCCCGUAAAGAGAGAAAAGAUCCCACUGCGUGCCACCCAUCGAGGGCCAUACACCUUUACAUGUCAGAGACGUCCUUAGAGAUUGACAGCUCAGAUGGCAUGAUCUCAGAGGCCAGCACCAAUGACCCGAGCUCCUCAGAGGACGAGGGCCCGAGCUCAGACGACGAAGACGACGGUGACGAUGACUCCGACUGA
Molecule: messenger RNA, 765 nt
Organism: Limanda limanda (common dab)
Lineage: Eukaryota; Metazoa; Chordata; Actinopteri; Pleuronectiformes; Pleuronectidae
Product: myelin protein zero-like protein 2
Exons: 5
Coding region: 1-765 (254 amino acids)
Biological process (GO): cell-cell adhesion
Cellular component (GO): membrane
Source: RefSeq, a predicted model, not a curated record